CAACAACAAUGUGAGAAACCACGCCCUGCUCCAUCACGGAGCUCCAAAACAACCCACCACCAUGGCCGACGACUCCUCGCCCCCCUCCGCACCCAAAGACGCGCCCCCACCCUCCUCCACCGCGCAAGACCGCCUCGCGCAAGUAACCUCGCACAUCACGCCCAACACGCCCAAACGCCGCCGCCGAAAAGCGCCCUCCCCCUCCGACCUGCCCGCCGACUACUCCGACAUCCUCGGCCAGCUCGCCACGCUGCGCAAAAUUGCCGCGACGCCAGACCCGUCGAACAGGGGCUAUGUGCGGCAGAAGCAGGCGGGGAAGCUGUGGGUGCGGGAGCGCGUCGAGCAGCUACUUGACGCGGGGAGUUUUCAGGAGGUGGGCAGUGUGAGCGGGACGGUGACGUGGCGGCAGACGGGGCCUGGGCGCGAGGAACCCGUCGAGUAUGUGCCGUCGAAUAAUGUGCAGGGGUUUGGGCGGCUGCGUGGAAGGAAGAUUGUGUUUACGGCGGAUGACUUUUCGAUUCGUGCUGGGCAUGCGGAUGGGGCGCUUAUGGAGAAGACUAUAUAUAUGGAGAAACUCGCCAUAGCACUCCAGCUCCCCAUUGUCAAGCUGGUCGAUGGCUCGUCCGGCGGCGGAUCUGUGACAACCAUCCGCUCAGCAGGCUUCUCCUACAUCCCCCCGCUCCCAUCCUUCACCCAAGUCAUCCAGCAGCUGAACAUGGGGAUCCCGAACCUGGGCGCCGUGCUGGGCCCCGCCAUCGGCCUCGGCGCCGCCCGCGUAGUAGCAUGCCACUUCUCGGUAAUGGCGGCAGACAUCGGCUCGCUCUUCAACGCAGGACCCAACGUAGUAAAAGGCGCGACCUUCGAAGAAGGCCUCUCCCUGACGGACCUCGGCGGCCCAGCCGUGCACUGCACAAACGGCACAAUCGACAACCUCGCCCCCGACGAAGCAGCCUGCUUCGACCAAAUCCGCACAGUCCUCAGCUACCUCCCCGACAGCGGCACCCAACUACCCCCUACCAUCGAAUGCACAGAUCCGCCAGACCGUACAUGCGAAGCCCUCCGCAGCAUCAUCCCCCGCGCCAGAAACCGCACAUACAACCCCCGCCUCAUAAUCACCACCGUCGUCGACGUUGACAGCUUCUUCGAAAUCGGCCCCUUAUGGGGGACCACCGCAAUCGUCGGCCUCGCGCGCCUAUCCGGAAAACCCACCGGCAUCGUCUCACUAAACUGCGAGCAAAACGCGGGUGCCCUCGACGCCCCCGGUUCCCAGAAAAUAACCCGCAUGCUAAAAUUCCUCGACAUCUUCAACAUCCCCCUCCUCCAAUUCGUCGACGUGCCCGGCUACGCCAUCGGCACAGCCGCAGAGCGCAGCGCGACAAUGCGGCAUGGCGUUGCGCUGGCGGGCGCGUAUUACAGCACGACGAUCCCCGUGUUCAGCGUGGUGGUGCGGCGCGUGUACGGCGUCGCUGGGGGGGUGAUGUUGGAUUGUCGGGAUCCGCGGAUGCGGGUUGCGUGGCCGUCUGGGGAGUGGGGGUCGUUGCCGCUUGAAGGCGGGAUUGAGGUUGGGCACGCGUUUGAACUUAAAGAAAUCGAACGGAAGGAGGGGAGGGAGAGGCGCGAUGAGCGGUAUAGGGAGUUGGAGGAAGAGUAUAGACGGUUGAUGAAUCCUGUGCGCACGGCGAAUGCGUUUGGGGUGGAGGAGAUUGUUGAUCCGGCGGUUACGAGGGGGGUGUGCUGUGAGUGGGUUGAGCGGGUUUAUGAGAGGGUGUUGCCGGGGAGGGUGGUGGAGAGGGGGGCGGGGAGACUGCAGCCUAGGUUUACGUGA
This is a messenger RNA of Dothidotthia symphoricarpi CBS 119687, 1825 nucleotides long. RefSeq names its product ClpP/crotonase. The record is from RefSeq and is a predicted model, not a curated record. Gene Ontology annotation, molecular function: propionyl-CoA carboxylase activity. The transcript has 2 exons. The coding region runs from base 62 to 1825 and encodes 587 amino acids. NCBI's taxonomy places the organism in Eukaryota, Fungi, Ascomycota, Dothideomycetes, Pleosporales, Dothidotthiaceae.